AUGUAAUUGGAUUUAUAUAAAGAGAGACAAUAAUAGAAUGAAAAUUCAUAACAGGUUAAAGCAGCAGAAGCAUUUUAAUCAUUAGUACAAUAUAUGAAUGAAUUAACGGAUAUAGUGAAUAAGAUUAAAUUAAAGAAUGAAGCUGAAUUUGUUAUUGCUUAUCAAAAUCAUAUGAAAAAAAUUAAAGCUGAAUUAAAAGAAUUACGAAAUAAAACAGAAGAACAACAUAGUAUUCAAACUUAAAAUAAAAUAAAUGUUACAAAUAAUGAAAAUGAAUUAGUAAUUAUGAUUAAAUAAUUAGGUUUAUUUUAGAGAAGAAUGUUUAAAAUUAUAUUAAAAGGUUGAAAUGAAAAGUAAAGAAAACUAUGAAUUAAGAUAUAAAUUAACAGAACUUUAAAAAACUAAUGAUUUCUUAGAAUAAUAAAUCAAAUCAUUAAUGAAAAAAGUCAAAUUAUAAGAAAUAGAUAAAGAAAUAUUACCAAUUGUCUAAUUAGAUUAAAUAUUUUGUACAACUACUCCUGUUAAUUAAUAAAGUAUCAAUAUUUAAUUAUAAUUAAGAAUAUAAUAAAAGAAAGUUAACUGAAUAUCAACCCAAAGUUGAAUUGUCAUCAUCAUUAUCUAAGCAUCAUUAAUCCUCUAUUAAAGAAAUGUUUCCUGUUGAUGAAUUAAAUAAAGAAAACUUUAAAUAUAAUGAUAUUGUAGAUAAAUUUACUAAGUAUAUAUAUAUAAUAAUAUUAGAUAUGUGACCAUAAUUGAAUAAAAAUAUUAAAAUUAAAACAAAAUUUUAAAUGAAAGAGUAUAAAAACUUUUAAUAUCAUAAAAUAAGAAAAGCAUAAUUAGAAGUGAUCUAGAAUAUUGUUUCUUAGAAUGUGUUGAUGCUGUAAGAAGAGAAAUUUAGAAAAAAAGACCUCUGGGAAAUUUCUAAUAAUAUCAAUCUUAUUUAGAUACUAUAUAAGAUUUUCAAUAGUUCUAUAAAGAAGAUAAAAUCAAAAUAUUAGAAUUAGUAGUUAGUAAUGAAAAGUUAUUAGUUUUUAUCUACUAGAAAUUAUUUCCAAAUCAUGUUAAUUUAGUAUUAUAGUCUAUAAAAGAAGAUAAAAAUCUUAAGACCUUUUUAGAUGAAAGUUUUAAGCAUUCAGUAACAAUGAAUAAUAACAAUAAUGAAAGUAUUAAUGUCAAUCAUCUUAUGACACAAUAUAAAAUUGAAGCACCUAAAACUACAAGAGAAGUUAGAUCAAUUUCUUUAAAUAAAUAGUUGGAAAUGAGAAAAGGAAAAUUAUUAUUUAAAUAAUAUUGA
Paramecium pentaurelia is the source of this 1294-nucleotide messenger RNA. NCBI's taxonomy places the organism in Eukaryota, Ciliophora, Oligohymenophorea, Peniculida, Parameciidae. The record is from the annotation of a GenBank genome assembly.